AUGACCUCUCUUUUGACCCGUGCUCCCUUUCCGGCCAGCGGCACCAACAUGACCACCGCUCUCCCCAGUGCUCACACGCAACGCAUGCGUCAGACGCAGCCCUCACAACACCACCAAGCCGCCAACGGACACCAUGUUUUCACGAGCCCGACCGAGAGCGAAUUCUCCGAAAACCACAAAGAUGCACGGGAUUCCGUCGCCCACUGGGAUGAAAUGCGCGUCUGCGAGUGGUUGCGGAGCAUCAAUUGCAGUCAAUACGUCGACAUCUUCCGCAAGAACCACAUCACGGGGGAAAACUUGAUGGACAUCGACCAGGCGACGCUGAAGGAGAUGGGAAUUAAGAAGAUUGGCGACCGUGUGCGUAUCGGCACGCAAGCAAAAGUGUUUCGUAAUAAUGUAUAUCGGCGGACGAGCAAACGGAAUACCAACAGGCUUUCUCUCGCAGCACUCGAUGUCAAUGCACAUCAGCAGCAGCAACAGCACACACCACCAUCCGACUCGCCCCGAGCGUUGCAUUCUGCUCGCCCGGGGACGACUUCUCGCGCCGACAAGCGAAUGUCGAGGCAGAUGGGUAGCACGGACAUGAACUACGCCGUACACCGUGGAGCAAAGACGAUUUCGCGGCCGAGCUCUCCAUUGGUCGACCAGGAGAAUCGUUCACGAGCACUGCGACAUGGAGCUCCCAGCCCGAUGAAGGAGAGCAGCUCGGCCUACCCUAACCCACCCCUGACGGCCCGGCUAGCACCCAACUCUCGAGGAACUCCACACAUUCGAUCAUCGCCCUCCAUGGAUGACAUGAACUUCACGGCCAGUUCACUGCCACCGGGCAAGCCUUGGAUCAAGGUCAUAUUUGAGAAUGGUGUUGGCAAGAUUAUAGACAUUGUCAACUUCAGGACCGCCGAAGACAUCAUCCGUGCCACCCUGAAAAAGGGUCAACUCAACGAGAAUCAUUUCAGGUCAUAUUGUUUCUACGUUCUCGACGGCACGGAUCCCAGUCCCGCAUUCUGCCGACGGCUAGGAGAGGCCGAGCUGUGUAAGCUCUGCAACGACACAGUCCGGAGCGAGCGAGGUCGUUUGAUACUGCGAAAGAUUCACGCUGGAGAGCCCGAGGGCGAGCAACUACUGUCUGCGGCACGAAUAGCAGAGAAGCAACGGCCGGAGCCACCUGCAAUUGAAGUUCAACAGCCAUUCAAGAGUAGAAGUCAGCUCAAGGUUGAGAAGCUCACCGGAGAGCCACUGGCCGCUGUCAGCUAUCCAAUGAGCCCAGCAAGCGCAGCAGAACGUAAUGACUACUUCGAAGAGCAGACAAGCGGGAGCAUUACGCGUAAUGUCAGCACCGGGUCAUCACUUUCCGCGCGUGCUAGGAAGCUGAAGGACUUUUACGGCGCGAGACCGCCCACAGAGUUGAUCACACAAGACCUGCAAUCCUACUUCCCGGAAGUGGCCCGAGAAGACAUGGACCGCACAGUACGCAUGUCGAUACGCAGGAGCAAGAGGUUAAGUCGUGCUGUACGUACACUCAGCAUGGCCAGUAACUUCAGUGUCGCCAGCAGCCUCAAAGAUGCUCCACCGCUCCCCACCAUUGCCGACACCUGGCUAAGGGAGACCGGGCAACUUCAAAAAGCCGGACUCCGUCCAUUGAGUGUUGUUCGCCUCGGCAGGUCAGAUUCACAUCGUGAGUCUGUUGCUAGCAGUAUGUUGGAACCUCUGGACGAGGAGUCACCUCUCGAACCAAACAGGAAGAGCUACGUUUCUUUCGGUGGAGACAGUGGCUCAGACACGACCACCAGCAAUCUGGCCAUUACCGAUCCGGACGGCCAGACAGUGCUCCAAUCAUACUUCGACGACGGAACCAGCAGUCCGACACCGACCGAAGGUGGUAGUGACAGUAUCAACUCCCGACUAUCCCGCUUCAUUGCCGAAGAUGGCGAGGAGUCGGACGAAGAGCUCAUUCAGCAUCUCGAAGCAAGCAGCUGGGAUGACUUGAAAUACAUGAAGGGUGCUAUGAUUGGUCAGGGAUCUUUUGGCACCGUCUUCCUCGCCCUACACGCCGUCACCGCAGAGUUGAUGGCCGUGAAGCAGGUCGAGAUGCCCUCUAAUGCUGGAUCCAAGAUGGACUCCAGGAAAAACAACAUGAUCGAGGCCCUGAAGCAUGAAAUCAGUUUGCUCAGAGACCUCAAGCACACCAACAUUGUACAAUAUCUCGGAUCGAACAGCGACGAGAAGAACCUGAACAUUUUCUUGGAGUACGUCGCUGGUGGCUCGGUCGCAACGAUGCUUGUCAACUACGGGUCCUUGCCAGAGGGACUCAUCGCCAACUUCGUGCGCCAAAUUUUGCAAGGCCUCAACUACCUCCAUUCCAAGGACAUCAUUCAUCGUGACAUCAAGGGUGCCAACAUCCUUGUCGACAACAAAGGCACCGUGAAGAUUUCCGAUUUUGGCAUCAGCAAACGCGUGGAGGCUUCGACUCUGCUUAACCCAGGCCCGCAUCUCAAACGUGGUGGGCCUCGUGUGUCUCUCCAAGGCUCCGUGUUUUGGAUGGCACCCGAAGUCGUGCGUCAAACCGCCUAUACGAAGAAGGCUGAUAUUUGGAGUUUGGGAUGUCUUAUCGUGGAGAUGUUUACUGGCAGCCACCCGCAUCCCAACUGUACGCAACUGCAAGCCAUCUUCAAGAUUGGACAGACAAAUACCGAUAGUGCCCGUCCAGACCUUCCUGACAUGGCCAGCGAGGAUGCAAAGGAUUUCUUGAAGAAGACCUUUGAAAUUGAGCAUGAGAAACGACCGAGUGCAGAGGAGCUCAUUGGAAGCCCUUUCGCAAACGCAAAGGCUUGA
Molecule: messenger RNA, 2832 nt
Organism: Ramularia collo-cygni
Lineage: Eukaryota; Fungi; Ascomycota; Dothideomycetes; Mycosphaerellales; Mycosphaerellaceae
Product: related to NRC-1 MAPKK kinase
Exons: 2
Coding region: 1-2832 (943 amino acids)
Biological process (GO): protein phosphorylation
Molecular function (GO): protein kinase activity; ATP binding; protein binding
Source: RefSeq, a predicted model, not a curated record